Molecule: messenger RNA, 1170 nt
Organism: Penicillium odoratum
Lineage: Eukaryota; Fungi; Ascomycota; Eurotiomycetes; Eurotiales; Aspergillaceae
Product: methionine aminopeptidase MAP1
Exons: 3
Coding region: 1-1170 (389 amino acids)
Biological process (GO): proteolysis
Molecular function (GO): metalloaminopeptidase activity
Source: RefSeq, a predicted model, not a curated record
AUGGCCACCGUCGCCCGGAAAUGUAGCGGAGUGGACUGCGCCAAUAAUGCAGGCUCCCUCCAAUGUCCCACCUGUCUGAAGAUGGGCACCGACAGCUACUUCUGCGGACAAGACUGUUUCAAGCGGAGUUGGAGUGAACACAAGACUAUUCAUAAGAAGAGUAAUUUCCUCACCAACCUAUUUCCUCCUAAGGUAGUUUCUGAACCUGAUCCAGCUACCGGCCACUACAACCCAUUUCCAACCUUCAACUUCGCCGGUCCUUUGCGCCCCCUAUACCCGCUCUCGGCCACCCGGACCGUUCCCAAGUCCAUCCCAUACCCCGAUUACGCACGAGAUGGCAUUCCUCGAUCGGAGCAGAAGCUGUUCGGCCAACACAGCAUCAAGAUUUUGAACAAGGAAGAGCAGGAGGGAAUGCGCAAAGUUUGCCGCCUGGCCCGUGAGGUCUUGGAUAUUGCAGCUCGUGCACUGAAACCCGGCGUGACGACUGACUAUAUCGAUGAGGUGGUCCACAAGGCUUGUGUUGAGCGCGACUCUUACCCUUCACCACUCAACUAUAUGCACUUCCCCAAGUCCGUGUGCACUUCAGUCAACGAGACCAUCUGUCACGGUAUCCCCGACCAACGGCCUCUGGAGGAUGGAGACAUCGUCAACAUCGAUGUUACCCUGUAUCACAAGGGAUUCCAUGGCGAUAUCAAUGAGACAUACUACGUGGGAGACAAGGCCCGCGCCAACCCCGAUGCGGUUCGAGUGGUGGAGACUGCCCGUGAAUGUCUAGACCAGUCUAUUGAUUUGGUCAAGCCUGGCAUGCUGUUCCGGGACCCAGGAAAUGUGAUUGAGAAGCUCGCCAAGUCUCGAAACUGUAGUGUUGUCAAAGCCUACUGUGGCCACGGUAUCAACCAGCUUUUCCACUGCGCGCCCAACGUGCCUCACUACGGCAAGAACAAGGCCGUCGGCACCGCGAAGCCCGGCAUGUGCUUCACAAUCGAGCCCAUGAUCAACAUCGGCACACAUCGGGAUCGUACCUGGCCUGAUGACUGGACCAGCACUACGGCUGACGGAUCUUUAUCGGCUCAGUUCGAGCACACUCUACUUGUGACGGAAGAUGGUGUAGAGGUUCUUACAGCCCGACUUGCCGAUUCUCCCGGUGGGCCCAUUCCAAUGCUCGCAUAA